AUGGCUGUUAAAACCUUGGAUUUUGAAAGUGAAUCACAGGUUAGAGGAAUCUUCUUUCUUGGUCUGUAACAAUUAUUAGAUAAAUAGCAAGAAACGGCAUGGGAAAACUGUCGAUAAGCUAGACCGUAUCAUUGUUAAAAAAUUAAAUACCUCUAUUAAAUAAUUAAAAUAAUUCUUUUCGUUCAAAGUUGAAACACAAUCGUACCAAUAAUUUAACAGAGCUUUGCAUGGAUCACGAUAAAGAUACGACGAUAAUGAGGUUAUACACUUGAUCGAUGGAAGUACUGUAGCGCUAAACCUUGAAAGGAAAUCGUGAAUUUAGGCUUAAUUUGAAACCCUUUGGCCUUGCUAUAAUUCAUCAUUGUAUAAGCACAAAGUUGUUGCCAUUCGCAUAUUCUAUUAAAUGGAAUUUCCGUGACCGAGAAAGUCAAUGCCACUUCUCUGCAUGAAUGCAUGAAUGAGAGCUUAAAGUCGAGAAUAAUGCAAAGUGUGGUUUUAUGGGAUGUCUGGAGUACACAGUACAGUAUAUAGUACUGUAAGUGUUUUGUUUAGCUUUUUCCUCGUGAAAGCUACAGUAGCUAAUAUUCAUAUUGUUACAAUACUUCUAUAUCUGCAGUUGAAUACAUUCCUUGAGAAACUUGGUAAGGUACAAUCAAACUUUGACAACCAGUUACGUGAGCUGCUUGGCAGAAUUGAAAGAUGUGAAAAGCUUGGGGCGGAGAACACGAAGGAAUUAAAACUUCUUGACAAAAAGUUCAAUACCGAACUCACGAAAUAUCAUAGCACGAAAGAAGAAAAGAUUCCUUAUAUUUUCGACGCUCCAGACAGAAACCAAUAUUUCUCCGGACGAACUCAAGAACUUCAAGAUCUUCAACAUAUUCUAAAUCUUGACGAUGCUGGGCUAGAAAAAAACGUUUGUGUAGCUGCAGUCUGUGGUUUGGGAGGUGUUGGCAAAACAAGUCUUGUCACUGAGUACGCUCACAGGAAGAAGAAGUAUUAUAAAGGCGGCGUUUACUGGUUCUCGGCAGAAGAUGAUACAUUUUUUGAGAGGUCUGUCAAUAACGCUGCUUUGAGACUUGGUGCCUUACUCGGGACUUUCGAUUUAACGUUGACAAAUACCCUCAGAAGAAUUGGCAAAACAAGUAAACCAUGUUUAAUCGUCUUGGAUUGCUUAGAUCAGUUGGAUCUCUCUCUCAAUAUAUUAAAGUUUCUUUCCUUCGAUUUAAGACAAAGUGUCUUAGCAGCUGUUGUUGUGAUGACCAGAAGAAGUGAAUGUAAACUUGUUGACGAGAUUUCAAAUGUCCAUAAAGAUCGUUGUCUUAGUUUGAAAUGUCUAGAAGAAGAAGAGGCGAAGCAGUUUAUAUUUCGCAGGACUGGGUUGACUUGCGAUAACAGCUACAGCACGAACAGUGUCGCCGAAAGUCUUGUUAAUGAGCUGGGAGGAUUGCCACUCGCUUUAGAACAAGCAGGAGCUUGUAUUAAAGAACUUGGUUGCAACUUAUCUGACUACCUUCAGCAAUUUCAAACUGAACGCUUGAAACUGUUGGAAAGACAGAAAGCGAAGCGAGUAUCAGUUUAUGAAAAACCUGAACGCCUGGCGGUUCACACGACAUGGUUGUUAAAUAUCAAACACAUAAAAGAAAGCCCGCACGGUAUGUCCGCCAUCCUACUCAUGAACGCUUUUGCAUUUCUUAAUCCAAGCGAGAUCGAUGAGGAAUUAGUCAAUGUUGGUGAACGUCCAAUUGAAGACAAAGCAUUUCGUGAUUGUAUGACUUCACCUCUCGGUUGUCGUCAAGUUGUUAAACUGCUGACUGAUUUUUCACUUUUCACGUAUGUCCAUGCGCACUCUGUCAGUACCCAUCGCCUAGUUCAAGAACUAGUCAGGGAAAAUCUUAAUCCUGAGGAAAAAGCUAAGAGUUUUGUUAAUGUGGUACGCUUGCUUUCUUUCGCAUUUUCUAAAUGCACGUCAACUCCAAAACAUCUACUGGGUAAUGUUGGUAUGGAAGAGCGCUUGAAAGCCUAUGAUUUGCCUAGAAACCAUUCUCAAUAUUACUUGUGGUCUAAGCUUUGUUUUCAUGUCUUCCAGCUCCAACGGAAUAUGGAGAAAUUACUAGCAAAUCCUGAUCGAGAAUGUUUAGAUUCGCUUUUCGUUUUCGAAACAGCUAAACUUCUUUAUGAAUGCGUUGUUCACUUGAGUGCUAAUCAAAAACAAGAAGACGCUAAACGCACACUAAAUUUUGCGUACCGAAUACUUGAUUGGGUACCUGUUGAUGAGUACGACACAAUACAAAAAAGUCUUUCCAACAACUCACUGUUUCCUUCCCAUGUUAUUCCCUUGCCAAAGUGGCUUCAGAUUGUGACAAAAAAAUGUUGUGUACCUUCCAUGAGUUAUCUUGAACCUCUUGAUGAAAAGCCCACGGUGGAGAUCGUGGACUCUGAAUCGCCUGGCUUAGAGCAAAAUAUUGAAAAGCUUAAAUCAGAGGGAAAUAAGAAGUUUAGCGAGGGUCUCUACAAAGAAGCAGUAGAUGCUUAUUCUGCUGCCAUAGAUAUGAGUAGAGGUACAACUGUCUUCAACCCUUUAUUGCUGACAAACCGUGCUUCAGCUUAUAUCAAGCUCAACCAGCCUGAUGACGCUUUGAAAGAUGCAAACGAAUAUAUAUCUCGAUUCCCAGAUUGUUGGAAGGGGUAUGCUAGAAAGGCUUUGGCACUUGAUGAGAAAGUCAGUGCUGAAAUUGCUGCAGCAUUAGCUUAUUAUUAUUUUUACCUAAAAGAUGAUAGAUGUAUUUUUUCAGAAUAUAAGCCAUUCAUUGGAGCAUUCCCAGGCCUAAAAGAGCGUAUUUCCAUAUGUCAUACUGUAGACCAGUUAAUGGCGGCAUUGCCUUCUUACAAUACACGUCAAGACUGUCUGCGGGUUAUAAUUCUUGGAUCGAAAGAGUAUGUUAUAAAGUUGAAUACGCAAAUUCCUUGGAUGCUUGUUGGAAACUGUAUUAUGGUUGGUAGAAAAGCGGAUGCCUCUGUUACUUUAAAACUCGAAGGUUACACAGGGCUGCAGUUAUUUGAAAAAUGUAUGCUUGUAGAUCUUUCUUUUGCCAUUGAUAUAGGUCAAAUCUCUGGUCAUGAUGGCUCUUUUGUUAAGAUCCUUAACUGUAAUUUUUCUUCCAGUAAUGAUGUUUCAGCAGCUGUUGUUUCUACCGGUGGGUUUAACGCCGAACGAUGCAAAUUUACAAACUGCAAAGCCGGUGGACUGCUGUGUGUGGGACCUGGUGAUAUGGUUGUUGAUAACUGCACAUUUGCUGGUAAUCUUAAAGCUGGCCUAGAAGUGCGCGAAAAUGGAAUACUGACAGUGAGAAAGAGUCGCAUGUAUAACAACAGUAUGGAUGGUUUACUAAUAGGACCCAAUGCGGCAAAAUGUGACGUAUUUGAUUGUCAAAUUUUUCACAAUGCUCGUGAAGGAAUUGCGGCCCUGGAUGCCUCGAAAUGCAUCACUCUCAUGCGAAACCAUGUUUAUGGAAAUGAUGGAAGUGGUAUAUUCGUGAGGAAUUCGGACGUCGAUAUGAGAGAGAAUAAGUUUUUUGACAAUGAAGGUUGGGGUAUUUGGUCGCAGUCAAACUCUUGGUGUAACGUGUCGACGAAUGAAUCAUUCCGUAAUAAACGUGGAGGAGUUCGUGUUGGAAAACGAUGGACUGGAAAGGAAUUCCCUCUCUCAGUAGUCGAGUUGAACGAAGUCCAUGAUAAUUUUGGCCCUGGAAUAGUUGAUACCAUCAACAACUUCGAGCUUGAUGUCCGUCCCUUUGGGAGCGGCAAAGACGUUUCGAAAAAAAGUGGUGAUUACAAAUCUGCAAAAUAUGAUGGAAAUGUUGAGUACAACAACGAAGAAAGAAUUAUCGGUAAAGAAUCGAAAUGUUCUUCGUCCUGGUGUUCAGGGUGCAAGGAAAAAUGCGAGGAUUUGAAACUGUGUGGGAAGUGCUUUACUACCGGCUAUUGCAACAAGGAUUGUCAAAAAGACCACUGGCCGAAACACAAGAAAUUGUGCAAAGUUUUACGCGAGAAAUCAAGCUUAUUGGUCACUUCCACAGCGAGGCGUGGUUUUGACGGUAGCGUUAAUGUUCACGCGAAAGGACUUGAUGCAAUUGGUCCAAAGUGUAGUCCUCCACCACCACGAAAUGGUACAAGAUUCAUCGUUAAAGUGCAAACGAAUUUUGAAUCUAUUAUUUUUGGUAAGCUACACCCGCUUGUGAUUUACGACCGCAGUCUUCAUGUUGACGAGGAGUUUGAAGAUGAAUUUAUUGACCGUCUUGUAAAAGAGUUUGGCGUUCUCGGUCAAAGAAAAUAUCAAGAGAAAAAGCUUUUUCUUCACUGCGUAUUUGAAAAGAACGGAAAGCUACGACUGUUCAUCAAUGAUUUCGCUGAUUUUCAGAAAUGGUGA
Molecule: messenger RNA, 4426 nt
Organism: Paramuricea clavata
Lineage: Eukaryota; Metazoa; Cnidaria; Anthozoa; Malacalcyonacea; Plexauridae
Source: the annotation of a GenBank genome assembly